Helobdella robusta is the source of this 1101-nucleotide messenger RNA. RefSeq lists its product as hypothetical. The transcript has a single exon. Bases 1 to 417 code for a protein of 138 amino acids. The record is from RefSeq and is a predicted model, not a curated record. Lineage: Eukaryota; Metazoa; Annelida; Clitellata; Rhynchobdellida; Glossiphoniidae.
AUGGGAAAAAUUUUUUUAAACCAUUUGGGUGGAGCAAGGGUGUUUUCUUGUGCAAGCUGUGAAACGCCUUUGACUAACAAAACUGAAUUGAUUUCGACCAGGUUUACUGGGGCUACAGGUCGAGCAUUUUUGUUCAAUCGUGUUGUUAAUCUCAAUUACAGUGAUGUACAAGAUCGAGUAAUGCUGACAGGUAGACACAUGGUUCGUGAUGUCUCAUGUAAAAAUUGUGAUGUCAAGUUAGGUUGGAUUUAUGAAUUUGCAACAGAAGAUGCCCAAAAAUACAAAGAAGGUAGAGUUAUUUUGGAACGGGCCCUUGUAACAGAAACUGACAGUUUCGAAGAUAAAAUUUUGACCCCAAGUUUCUCAAAUUUGUCCUCUUCAGUUGCUGCCAGUGCAGAGAUUGUCAAUUUAAGUUAAAAUUAAAUAAUAUCUGAAAAUUGAUAUUUUGCGAUCAUUUAUUAGACAAAUUUCAGAAUUUUUCUUAUGUUUAAUAGUUUUUUUCAAUUGGUUUAUCAAAAACAGUUUUUAUAUUAACAUGUUUACAGUUGUGCCACUGCUUAUUUCAUGCGCAUUUCAUAGUUUCUUUCAAAUAAUUUCUUACACGUUUUUACAUGAGAUUGGUUUAGAAGUUUACAUUUUAAUCAUGUACUAGCUGAGCUCACAAAUUUUUUCUUUGCUAAGAAACAGUAUCUUUUAAAAGAUUAAACUUCAGGUCAACCCAUUUUGAACUUGCUUUUAGGUCGAUUAAAACAGUUCAGCAUGUACACACUUCCAUAAUAAAAUAUGACCAUUUUGCAUAAAUAAUAUUCUUUCAAUUUUAGCAUCUUUGGUACAGUUGUUCUAAAGUGAAAAAUGGAAAACAAUAGCUCAUGUUGGACAUUUUUUUUGUUUCUUCAUUUAAAUUGCCCAAAGUAAAUCAUAUUCACACAGUUCGGCUUCAUGUUAUUUUAAAAUUAUUUUGCAAAAAAGAUAGGUUAUUUUGGCACAAGGGUGGAAAAGAUACAGUAAUUCUACUGAAAAAUUCUGGAACAUUAAGCGGGACAAUUUAGCAAUCAUAUCUCUUGGGUUAUUUUAAUGUUGGUGUUGCAAUUUUCUUAAUUU